Amblyraja radiata (thorny skate) is the source of this 3023-nucleotide messenger RNA. RefSeq names its product chemokine-like protein TAFA-5. Gene Ontology annotation, molecular function: receptor ligand activity; G protein-coupled receptor binding. The coding region runs from base 1170 to 1622 and encodes 150 amino acids. NCBI's taxonomy places the organism in Eukaryota, Metazoa, Chordata, Chondrichthyes, Rajiformes, Rajidae. Gene Ontology annotation, biological process: G protein-coupled receptor signaling pathway. The transcript is spliced from 5 exons. The record is from RefSeq and is a predicted model, not a curated record.
UACCUGCAAAAUACACGACCCCGCCUGACACCGCUCCGGGCAGGGUCUUCACCCAGAAGUGUUGCUUCAACCACAACCUGCUUCUCGUUCCGCAGAUGCUGCCUCGGCUGCUGAAGACCUUCCAGCAUUUGUUUUGCUUUUACUUCAGAAUAAACCCCAUUUUGAUAUCCGGUGCAUACUAAACGCGCUUCGAAUUGCUUAGUAGAAUGGCUUUUUUUUAGUUUUAGAAAGAAAAGCGAUGGUUUAAAAUGAUGUUUUCCAGUCUUGCCCUAAGCCAGUAUUGUGGGCGUGCUCGGGAUCUGAACAUGAUUCCUCGCUUAAAGAGGGGACUGCGUCAGACGGUGCGAGAGGCUUGAAUUCUCCGCUCCAACCUGGAACUGUGUUACUGACCAGAGGCUAGUACAAGCACCCUUGAAAACUUCGGAUCCCCCCCGUCCCCUGGAGCCACUCGGAGCAAGCGGCAAGUGACUGAAGACUCUCUCUUGUCAACCACCACGUCCGGGAAACUGCGGCGGCAUCUCUGCCGGGAGCUGCUAGUCGGUGGGCUUUAACGUUUGCUGGUGGACGGGUGUGAUAUUGUUGUACACGGCCGGUGCGUUACUGCCGCCGCCUAUGUAUGUGUGAGUGUGCGGCCAUGACCCACGGGCACCAGGCUCCCCCCGGUCCUACCAUCACGCUUUCUCUGCGUCCUGACUCGGAUCUCUCUCUUUAAAAGGGGUGUUACAAGUCACUGUCAUCGCGAAGCUGGGCUUCGGCCCCCGAUGUGUUAUAAGGUUCAGCUCAGUAACGAGAGUCCCGAAUGCAGAACUCCGCGAGCCGCAAGAAAACCAAGCCCGUGGUUUCUUCCCUCGGUUCGUCGAUGAUAAAUGUCUAUUUUUUAUUAAUCCGUCGAGGAGUUUGAAUAAAGUGCACCGGGGGAUCGUUUGCAGGUGUUGCAGUUAUUAGCAAUAAGCAGCCCGGCAGUGGGAGUGUACGGGAGACGCGAGUGUAACUCUAGCCGAGAAGUCAGCGUUGUGUGUGCAAAGGCAAUGGUCGGCGGGAGGCGGCAGCGAUGCUGAGCAGCGAUCUCACAGGAGAGACAUGUCGCUACUAGGGUUUACACGUGGAGGAAGGGCUUCGUUGGAGAGGAGAUUUGGUUUGUGAAGCGAAACUGAAAGAACCCCCUCCCCAUGGCUCCGCCAAGCAGCCGGAAGGAUGGCGACCGCUGGCCCGGCAUGUCUUCAACUUUCUGGGCAGUGAUGAUCAUCGCCAGCCUCCUGAUCGCGUACUGCAGUCAGCUUGCUGCAGGUACUUGUGAGAUAGUCACUCUGGACAAAGAUAGCAGUCAACCGCGAAGGACUAUAGCCAGACAAACUGCUAGGUGUGCAUGUAAAAAGGGGCAGAUUGCCGGCACAACGAGAGCAAAACCAGCCUGUGUGGAUGCACGUAUCGUAAAAACUAGACAAUGGUGUGAAAUGCUUCCCUGUUUGGAAGGAGAAGGCUGCAAUUUGUUAAUGAAUAAAUCAGGCUGGACCUGCACACAGCCAGGUGGCCGAAUAAAGACAACAACGGUAAGGAAGGGAUCCAAUCAACAGACAAACCAAACCAAGGCUGUGAUGAGGUCAGGAGUCAAGUGGUCAUAGUGGAACCCAAGCUGAGCAUCGGUGAAUUGGUCUCCUGACAAAUGCAUCAAGAAAGAAUCCUAUAGGAGCAGCUUAGAACUGCGUGAUCUAUUUACCCUGGCCAAGUUCUACUGCUGCAGACUCUCAUCUGUUGUAUGUUAUUUCCACCACUCUCUUUGGCUGUGUAUCAAAGAGCAUAAUCCCAUCUAUAACUUUUGAGCAAAGGUUUCACUCACUCUGAAUCUGUCAACUGGGACAACACUGUUGGUGGCCGAGCCAAGUUUGGAUAGCAGCAAUAUUGAUCAUGGUUGGAACAAUUUUCCCCUACAUUUCAACCGGUGUUGGACUACCCGUUGCCCUGUUGAUACUUCAGCCCACAAAAGCCUGUUUCAUUGAAGACUGAACUCUUUCCUUCAGCCCUGAACAGGUGGUGAAUCUUUGCUUCAGGUGGGACAAUGAUAGAAUUACAGAAGGCUCCUCAACAAAGACACUGUGCUUUUAUGUGUGUAACUCUUGACAUCUCUACAUCUAUUUCCUCAUCGUUGUUCACAAAACAGUAGACCAAAGAACACAAGGAGAAUGCUGACGUGGACACUAUCUCAUUUGUCAAUGAGCUUCACUGGUUUCAAUUGUAGUGGUUUCUGAAGGAUUUCUUCAGUUUUUUCAUAGAGCUGAAAUAAAUCAUUACUGGCUAGGGUAAAGUCUUUACUUGGAAAAAAAAAUAAAGUGAGUCCUGAUGUAAGAUGUCUAAGGAUCUAAUGGAGCGUGGCGAUAAAAAUAGUUUAUUUCCUGUCACUAAAGAGACACAUACGAACAUUGGCGCUGGGAGGAUAUCUUGCUCUCCCAUUUAGUUUGGCUGACUUAUUUCUCAUUCUUAAGUCAUGUUGUAUUUCAACCAGAAAGAAAGAACAAAUUGUGAACCGUUUGCAGCUCUUAUUUCCUUUCCCAGCACAAAAGUAGCUACUGUCAAACAGCAUUCGCAAUGAGCAUGUCUGGCUAUCUGCAGCCUGUGUCACAUUUCAAUCAACCAUCUACCGCAAGAAAAAAAAAGAUCAAAUUAGAGGAGAAAGUAACAUUUCUUGAUAACGGGAUCAUUAAAUGUAUUUUGAGAAACCUAAAGUUAUAUAUUUAACAGUUUUUAUAUGUUGUAUCUUUGUAGAAAAUCUUAUUUAACAAAUAACGUGGUCGUACUAUGCCAGCCUUGAAAGCAGUCAAGAGUUGUGUUUUAACUUCUGGUAUCUGUCAAAGAGAUGAUUGGUGUAUUUUUUUUUCCUUUGGACCAUUCUCGAUCUGAAAACUGACCACAAAGAACUCUGUAGAAACAAAAUGCUGUUUAUACAUCAAUACAUUCAACCAUUGCACUGUAGGAAGACAGUUCAUUUCUUUUAUGUACUGGUAUAAUAGAGUGGAAAACAUUUUAAA